Molecule: messenger RNA, 4351 nt
Organism: Crotalus tigris (Tiger rattlesnake)
Lineage: Eukaryota; Metazoa; Chordata; Lepidosauria; Squamata; Viperidae
Gene: SEMA3G
Product: semaphorin 3G
Exons: 15
Coding region: 469-2877 (802 amino acids)
Biological process (GO): axon guidance; negative regulation of axon extension involved in axon guidance; positive regulation of cell migration
Molecular function (GO): chemorepellent activity; semaphorin receptor binding
Source: RefSeq, a predicted model, not a curated record
CUGGCUGCUGACUACCUCCUCACCUCUUUUUUCCUUCCAGCUGAUGACAAAGACAGCAAAAAACAAUUCCUGGGACGCCAAAUUUGACUGUCUCCCUUUUUCUUUUCCUUGACCAGCCCUCCCCAUUGGGGAGGUUCAAACCCAGAUCCCAAACUGGUAAAAUGGAUCGGAGGCCGUAAAGGGAAUUCCUACAGCAGGGAGUACUUGAAAUUUGGGGUCCAGCGGAGGAGAAAGUAGGCAGAAAGUGGGCAGAAUUCCAGAGGGCUGAUCUAGAGACGGCCGCAGCCCGGAGGGUGGUUCUUGUGCUCCGAGCUAGCCUGCCGCGGACAACUCAGAGGCCGGCAGCUGCCGGAAAGUCCUGGACUUGGAGACGGAGCGCGCUUGCCUCCGGCCUUCUAGCCUCUCGGGCUCUGGCAGUCUCGGCGCGAAAAGCUGGGUGGAGCCCUCGCGUGCAGAACUUCGGGGGAAAUGCGCGGCGGCGGCCAGCUGAAGAGCAAGGCGCGCUUGAGGGCGGGCGAGCGAGCAAGCGAGCCGGCAUCAGGAGCCUCCCCUAGGCAGCUGGAGCGCGGCCUCGGAAACGCUGCGGGGCUCGGGACCAUCCGACGGAUUUUGAAAGAACUUCUGGCGGGGCCGGUUAGUGCUGCCAGCCUGGCAAGUGAGGGGCUAUGCAGCGCGCGGGAACCCUUUUCGCCGGCCUGGGAAUGUGGUGGUGGCUCAGCUGGGACCUCGUCGCCCUCUGCGAGGCUGCCAAGGGCCGCGUGCCUCGCCUCCGCCUCUCCUAUAAAGAUUUACUGGCCACCUCUUCCUGGGCAGAAAGAAGAAUGCUUCCAGAAAGGAAAGGACAUAGCGACGGAGUGUGCAAACUAUAUCCGAGUUCUUUAUCCUUUAAACCGGACUCAUCUCUUAGCUUGCGGGACUGGAGCUUUUCAUCCCAUCUGUGCUUUCAUCUAUGUGGGACACAGAGGAGAGCACAUGUUCAGCUUGGAUCCAACCAGUAUAGAAAGUGGCCGGGGCAGAUGUCCACAUGAGCCUAAUCGGGCGUUUGCAAGCACAUUUUUCAGUGGAGACUUGUAUACGGGGCUAACAGCCGAUUUCUUGGGCAGGGACCCUGUGAUCUUCCGGACCAUGGGACAUCGCUCUUCUCUACGUACAGAGAUGGACCAGAGGCUGCUUAAUGCUCCCAAAUUUGUUGCUGCUUAUAUGAUCCCAGAGAAUGAUGAUCGGGACAAUGACAAAGUCUAUUUCUUCUUCACGGAGAAGGCAGCAGAGUCAGACAGCAAAGGACAUGCCAUCUUCAGCCGUGUGGGCAGAAUCUGUGUGAAUGAUGCUGGUGGACAACGAGUGCUGGUCAACAAAUGGAGCACUUUCAACAAAGCCCGUCUUGUGUGUUCUGUUCCAGGACCAGAUGGCAUUGACACACACUUUGAUGAACUGGAGGACGUCUUUCUUCUGAGGGCUAAAGAUGGCAAGAAUCCUGAAGUCUAUGCACUGUUUAGUACCAUCAGCAAUGUCUUCCAAGGCUUCGCCAUCUGUGUCUAUCGUAUGGCAGACAUCUGGGAGGUUUUUAACGGGCCAUUUGCUCAUAAAGAUGGUCCUGAUCAUCAGUGGGCAGCUUAUGAGGGCAAGGUGCCUUAUCCAAGGCCAGGAGUUUGCCCCAGCAAAACCACCAACCAGCCAAGUCGUCAGUACUCCUCCACCAAAGACUACCCAGAUGAGGUACUGCAAUUUGCGCGUGCUCACCCCCUGAUGAGCAAAUCUGUGUAUCCACUACAACGGUGGCCUGUGCUGGUGAAAACCAAUCUGCAGCAUCGCCUACGGCAGAUUGUGGUGGACCGUGUGGAAGCUGAGGACGGGCAUUAUGAUGUCAUGUUCAUUGGCACAGAGGCUGGCUCCAUAUUGAAGGUCAUAGCCCUACAAAGAGGAAAUUUUGCUGCUGUUGAAGAAGUCGUUUUGGAAGAGCUUCAAGUGUUUAAGCUACCAGUCCCUAUCACUGAGAUGGAAAUUUCUGUGAAACGGCAAAUGCUUUACGUGGGCUCACGGGUCGGUGUGGCCCAAGUGAAACUGCAUCAGUGUGAGAUUUACGGGACCGCCUGUGCAGAAUGUUGCCUGGCACGGGACCCAUAUUGUGCCUGGGAUGGCCUCACUUGCACCAGAUACCAGGAAUCGGGCAAACGUCGCUUUCGCAGGCAAGACAUCCAGAAUGGGAAUCCCAUGCACCAGUGCCUGGAUCAAAACCUGACAGUGGAUGACUUUGACAGCACUGAGGAGAAGGUGGUGUAUGGUACGGAGCACAACAGUACUUUCUUAGAGUGUAUCCCCAAGUCACCCCAAGCUGCAGUGCAAUGGUUUGUACGCAGAUCUCCAGAGGAGCUAAGAGAUGAGGUGAAAACAGAUGAGCGGAUCAUGAAGACAGAGUACGGCUUGCUGUUUCGGAAACUCUUUCGUCAGGAUACUGGAACUUAUUACUGCAGGUCUCAGGAGCAGGGCUUUACUCAGACUGUCACCAAAAUCAUUUUGGAAGUGGUUGAGAAUGAGCAGCUGGAACAAAUUUUCCAGAGGGAGCAGGAGGAGGAGCUGCUUCGCCCUCCAUGCCGAGUUCCCAAUCUCCGCCUGGUGCAGGGACAACGAUUGUGGUUCAAAGACAUCAUGCAUCUGAUCGGCUAUGGCAAUCUACAGAGAGUGGAGGAGUACUGUGAGCGUGUGUGGUGCGGAGAUCGUGUACCGUGGCAUAAAGGCAAACUCCCAAAGAGCAGGAACCUGCUGGAUGGUGGCAAAAAGGGAAGAGGCAAGCAGCCCGGGGACAGAAACCGGGUGCCCAGGCAGGCAGUAGCCACUGAAGGGGAAAUGGAGCCAACUCUUGGCAAAAGCAUCCCGUAAAUUAAAAUCCACCCUUCUAAAACUUUGCCCUGAUGGAAGCCCCUUGCCCUUGCUGAUCAACUGAGCCUAUUGAUAUCCCUUCCUUCUGUCAAAAUGCUGGAGAUUUAACAAAUACCCAAAGUAUUGUUUUUCUAUCCUGUAUUGACAACCCUGGUGUGAGUUAUAUCACACCUCACACGGUAUCAAGUCUAAGAAAGGGUAGUGGUGGCCUCACUCAUGAUUAUUUUAAAUGCUGGCAUCCAUGAAGCCUCAUGUUCAGUACGGCUGAGCUACAUGAGUCAGAAAAGGAGCCUUAAGGAUCUAACCAGGUCGCUGGGAGAUUGUUACCAGCAGCUAAGGAACGGCAGUACCCACUCCUCUUACAGGACUGAGAUGAAACAGUGGAGAGCUGGAAAGAAUGGAGAUAUGUAACCCAUGCUGUUCUGGAGGUGAAAAGGAUCAGCUGUAGUUAACAGGUGACACGGUCACCCCUUUAAAAGAACAGAUGCUGCUUCCGGUGACUUAUUCUGCCUAUACUUCCUAUGCUGGGUAUGGGUGUGACCAUUGAACUCUGCGUAUCAUGGUAUCUGGAGGUGAAAAGCAGUUCAUUAUAGCACUUCCGGCCUCGUGCUUUUCCUUGUUCUGUCCAACAGGUCAUAAAGAAUGUCAAUUCUUUGGGCAUGAUUACAUACGAGUUUUAAAAAGGCCAGUUAUGUUUACAGUAUGAUUUGACCCUAAGGCUCAUUUACACCGCAUGUGUCCUUCUAGUGCAUUCUUUUCAAAUAACCAACAGUUGGAGGUGAAACUAAACUUGCCAAACAAACAAGCAAAGAAAUAAACAAAAACCUCAGGGGUAGCAUGGGCCAGACCAAAAAAAAAAAAAAAAAAAUCUUGUGCAGCUCUCAUUACUUCCCUAGGUUUUUCUCAGACUGAGCAGAAAUUUCAGCGGGGAAAUGAAUGGCGUAAAAGCAGCUAAUUUUUUCUUUUCCUCAGCCCUCCUCUGUUGCAAGUGUCCCCCCUCUCCCCACAAGCCCUCUGUCAAAAAGCAGAGGAACCACUAGGCCAGGGGUUCUCAACCUUAGCAACUUUAAGACUUGUGGACUUCAACUCCCAGAAUUCCUCAGCCAGCAAAGCUGGCUGAGGAAUUCUGGGAAUUGGUCCACGAGUCAUAAAAGAGCCAAGGUUGCCUACCCCUGCACUAGGCUAACCUUGGCCACAUAACAUAGUUUGGUCUACCUAUUCCUGAGCUUCCUACAUUUUGCUUGCCAAUAUCUUAUCCUGUCCAGGAAAGCCUGGCUUCUCUGUAUCACCUCUGAUUAUCUCAUUGCUGGCCACUUUUAUUGGGCAAUACAAUCACAGAUGGGACCCACCACCGUAGGGCCACAUGAGCCAAUAAGCCUUUCGUGGACUUGUAUUAAUUCCUUUGUUUUAAAGAUCGACAGCUAAAUGAAAACUAGCAGUUUGUUCAACAAAUAAAUUAAAUCUUACAUAGCAA